Phanerochaete carnosa HHB-10118-sp is the source of this 934-nucleotide messenger RNA. RefSeq lists its product as uncharacterized. NCBI's taxonomy places the organism in Eukaryota, Fungi, Basidiomycota, Agaricomycetes, Polyporales, Phanerochaetaceae. Bases 69 to 629 code for a protein of 186 amino acids. The transcript is spliced from 5 exons. The record is from RefSeq and is a predicted model, not a curated record.
CUUGCGCUUUGCCCCUUUACUGCCCCCUCAUCCUCCCUCAUCUCCCUCUCUCACUGAGGUAAUUCGCCAUGCCAGGCAAAUACAUGGAUGAGAAGGAGGUUCCUCCGACCUUCUGGCAGAGAGUGAGGCCAUGGGUUUACGGUUUUAGCUUCGCCCUCAUCUUUGCCAUGACGGGUGUUGAGCUCGGUAUCGACGCUCAUAUCAUCAACAACCACGGCAACUUGGCCGAGGACUACCCAAGCCUGGAGUUCAAGAACAUUGUUGGCCUUAUCUUGUUCUCCUGUAUCGGCACGCUCCUAUAUGUGGUCGCGCACCCAUGGUCUGGUAUCAGGAUGUCGACGUUCUGGGCUUUCGUCUUCACCGUCUUCUGGGGAACUGCCGCCGGUGUGCUGAACCGUGUCGUUCCCUUCGAGGCCUUCAACUGCGGUAACCCUCGCGAUACUUUCCCUACCCAGUGGCAACCGUGGGCUCAUCAGUGCCGAGAGCUCGUUACCUUCCAAGCCUUCGCUUGGUCUCUUUGGGGCUUCUUCAUGUUCCACUGGCUCGGCUUGAUGGCUGAAGUCUUCGAGCUCAAGUUCAAGCCCAAGCCCGCUCCGUUCUACCGCCACAGGUACUUCGACACGGUCUAAAGAGACAAAGAUGCGCGAUGUUGGCCACGACAGCUCCGCUCAUGACCCCGUCACGCUUCUACAUAUUUCAUACAUCCGAAUGACAUUUUCUCUCGCUUAUUGUUUGGGCUGGUCGGACGUUCCUUCUUUGUCGGCCGCUCAGUCUCUUUGUUCCGCAUGUCAUGAAAACAUCGAUGACCGACCGUGUUGCCGUAAACCUCGGGCCUUGCGAGCUCCUUAAUCCCUGCUACUUGCAUGUUGUUUGUUGUGUAUUAGAUAGUUCACGUUGCAUAGUUGUUUAAUAGAAAUCAUAAGGUACUGCCGUC